Messenger RNA from Otolemur garnettii (small-eared galago), 775 nucleotides. It is a transcript of the gene CFAP126, whose product is annotated as cilia and flagella associated protein 126. Lineage: Eukaryota; Metazoa; Chordata; Mammalia; Primates; Galagidae. The record is from RefSeq and is a predicted model, not a curated record. Gene Ontology annotation, biological process: cilium organization. The coding region runs from base 10 to 573 and encodes 187 amino acids. Gene Ontology annotation, cellular component: ciliary basal body. The transcript is spliced from 5 exons.
CACAAGAUCAUGGCCACUAACUACAGUGCCAACCAGUAUGAAAAAGCUUUCUCAUCAAAGUAUCUGCAGAACUGGUCUCCUGCCAAGCCAACAAAAGAGAGAAUCUCUUCUAAUGAAGGCUAUACUCAGAUCAUCGCCAAUGAUCGUGGUCAUCUGUUACCUUCCAUGCCCCGUUCCAAGGCAAAUCCUUGGGGUUCCUUCAUGGGCACUUGGCAAAUGCCUUUGAAGAUACCCCCUGCUCGGGUGACCCUGACAUCACGUUCAACUGCUGGUGCUGCCUCCCUCACCAAAUGGAUACAGAAAAAUCCCGAUUUACUUAAAGCCUCCAAUGGGCUGCGUCCUGAAAUCUUAGGCAAGCCCCAUGAUCCAGAUAGUCAGAAGAAACUAGGGAAGAAGUCUACCACAAAGACUGUCCAACAAGCACCAAGUCCAACGGUAAUUCCAUGCUCCCCAGCUGGCAACCCCAACUCCCCAGAUGAACUCCAAAGCUCACACCCUUCUGCAGGUCACACUCCAGGUCCCCAAAGCCCAGCCAAAUCUCCUAAGAGCCCGCUGGAAGAACAUGGUCCCUAAGAACAUGGUCCUCAUCUAACUGAGGUCCAGAAAAGCAAGCAUGGAACCUCAGAAAGAACCAAGGGCCAUACUGAGAAAAUCUGUCUAGAGGUUGAGUGAAUGAAGUAAAUAAGACACCCCAGUCAGAACUGUGCAACAGGGAAAUUACAGGGUGAGAGUAAAGCAAAUUUGGAAAAUAAACAUUGUUUUUUUAAAUCUUUUA